Molecule: messenger RNA, 2508 nt
Organism: Hyaena hyaena (striped hyena)
Lineage: Eukaryota; Metazoa; Chordata; Mammalia; Carnivora; Hyaenidae
Gene: THOP1
Product: thimet oligopeptidase 1
Exons: 13
Coding region: 142-2208 (688 amino acids)
Biological process (GO): proteolysis; peptide metabolic process
Cellular component (GO): mitochondrial intermembrane space
Molecular function (GO): metalloendopeptidase activity
Source: RefSeq, a predicted model, not a curated record
GCGGGCGCGCGGGCGGCGGGCACCUCCGUCCCGGCUGCUGAGGCCCCUGAGCUGACGGACGGGAGCGGCCGGCUGCGGCGGCUGAGGCGGACCGAGGCGGACCAGGUGGAGGGACGGAUCGCCGGUGCACACCCGCCCGCCAUGAAGCCCCCCGCAGCCUGUGCCGGAGAUGCCGUGGACACGGCGGCCCCGUGCUCCGUGGUGAACUACCUGCGGUGGGACCUGAGCGCCCAGCAGAUAGAGGAGCUCACCGUGGAGCUCAUCGAGCAGACCAAGCGUGUGUAUGACCAGGUGGGCUCCCAGAAGUUUGAAGACGUGUCCUACGAGAGUACCCUCAAGGCGCUGGCGGACGUGGAGGUGUCCUACACAGUUCAGAGGAAUAUCCUUGAUUUCCCCCAGCAUGUUUCUCCAUCCAAGGACAUUCGGACGGCCAGCACGGAGGCGGACAAAAAGCUGUCUGAAUUUGACGUGGAGAUGAGCAUGCGGCAGGAUGUUUACCAGAGGAUCGUCUGGCUGCAGGAAAAAGUCCAGAAGGACUCGCUGAGGCCAGAGGCAAUGCGGUACCUGGAGCGCCUGGUCAAGCUGGGCAGAAGGAACGGGCUUCACCUGCCUGAAGACACUCAAGAGAAAAUCAAGAGCAUCAAGAAGAAGCUGAGUCUUCUGUGCAUUGACUUCAACAAGAACCUGAACGAGGACACGACCUUCCUGCCACUCACUCGAGAGGAGCUGGGAGGGCUCCCGGACGACUUUUUGAAUUCGCUGGAGAAGGUCGGGGAAGACAAGCUGAAAGUCACCCUCAAGUACCCCCACUACUUUCCCCUCCUGAAGAAGUGCCACGUGCCGGAGACCAGAAGGAAGGUGGAGGAGGCCUUCAACUGCCGGUGCAAGCAGGAGAACUGUGCGAUCCUCAGAGAGCUGGUGACCCUGCGGGCCCAGAAGUCCAGCCUGCUGGGGUUCAGCACGCACGCCGACUACGUCCUGGAGAUGAACAUGGCUAAGAGCAGCCAGGUGGUGGCCACGUUCCUGGACGAGUUGGCCCAGAAGCUGAAGCCCCUCGGGGAGCAGGAGCGGGCCGUGAUCCUGGAGCUGAAGAAGGCCGAAUGCGAGAAGCGGGGCCUGGACUUCGACGGGCGCAUCAACGCGUGGGACAUGCGCUACUACAUGAACCAGGUGGAGGAGACGCGCUACAGCGUGGACCAGAACCUCCUCAAGGAGUACUUCCCCAUGCAGGUGGUCACCAAGGGGCUGCUCAGCAUCUACCAGGAGCUGCUGGGGCUGACCUUCGACCUGGAGGAGGACGCCCCCGCGUGGCACGAAGACGUGAGGCUGUACUGCGUGAGGGACGCGGCCUCAGGGAAGGUCAUCGGGAAGUUCUACCUGGACCUCUACCCGAGGGAAGGGAAGUACGGGCACGCGGCCUGCUUUGGCUUGCAGCCAGGCUGCCUGAGGCCGGACGGGAGCCGCCAGAUCGCCAUCGCGGCCAUGGUGGCCAACUUCACCAAGCCCACCCCGGCCGCCCCCUCCCUGCUGCAGCACGACGAGGUGGAGACCUACUUCCACGAGUUUGGGCACGUGAUGCACCAGCUCUGCUCCCAGGCGGAGUUCGCCAUGUUCAGCGGGACACACGUGGAGCGGGACUUCGUGGAGGCGCCUUCGCAGAUGCUGGAGAACUGGGUGUGGGAGAAGGAGCCACUGCUCAGGAUGUCCCAGCACUACAGGACGGGCAGCGCCAUCCCCCAGGAGCUGCUCGACAAGCUCAUCAAGUCCCGGCAGGCCAACACAGGUCUCUUCAACCUGCGCCAGAUCGUCCUGGCCAAAGUGGACCAGGCCCUGCACACCCAGCCCAUCGCAGACCCAGCUGAGGAAUACGCCCACCUCUGCCGGGAGAUCCUCGGGGUCCCGGCCACGCCAGGGACCAACAUGCCGGCGACCUUCGGGCACCUCGCGGGUGGCUACGACGCCCAGUACUACGGCUACCUGUGGAGUGAGGUGUAUUCCAUGGACAUGUUCCACACGCGCUUCAAGCAGGAGGGCAUCCUGAAUGGCAAGGUGGGCCUGGACUACAGGAGCUGCAUCCUGAGGCCUGGCGGCUCCCAGGACGCCAGCGUCAUGCUGAAGCUCUUCCUGGGCCGAGACCCCAAGCAGGACGCCUUCCUCCUGAGCAAAGGGCUGCCGGCGGACGGCAGCAGCGAGCGACCGGCCUGCUGACAGGCCACGGCUCCGUGGGCCCCACCCCAGCUCCCGCCACCCAGGGAAAUGGGGUGCCUGCCGCUCAGGGUGGGGGCGGGGUGAGGGGCGGAGCCGUCGGCCCUCCCCGUUCCUCCCCCGCAUCCGGCCUCCGCAGGCCGCCCUCGGUGGCCGCCUGGGCUGGCGAGGUCUCGUCGUCAAGGUGCCUGGAGACCUCUGUGCAGUCACCGCCACUUUGUUGCACUAACCCAUCCCCUCCUGGGAAGUUUUCUGAGUGAAAAACAGUUCUUUGAAAUGCAGCCAUUAAAAAAAAAAAAAAAA